AUGGCUACAUGGCUUGCCCAGCCAUUACUUCUCUUCAUGCUCUCUCUGCGCAGCGCGGAGAAUGCAGUAGCAUCUACGGGGAUGGCCGAGGCGUUGGCCAACGACGUAGUGAAAAUAGGUCUCGCCUACCUAUCCAGCAUAUCGGUGGUGGUCUCCGCCGUCACGUCCACUGCUGCUUACCGCGAUCUGACUACCACUAGCUUUGCCGUCGAGGUGCUACACUGGACCCAGCAGUCCGCGCAGCUCGGGGACGUCACCUAUUCCACCAGCAUCGACUGCAUGCUCUCGGAAGGAGUGGGCGCCGCAUCCGUUGACCAGUUCCUCGCGGUCUCCCUGGAGUUGCCCGUGUACGUGCUCAUCGUGGCUACACUCUUGAUCAUUGUCCGCGCCUGCUGCCGAGCUGUUCUCUCCAGCGGCAACGUCGGCCUUGAGGAGAUUCGAGCCGAGGUCUUGAACAAGCUGUUCACGUGCUCUUUGGUUGCCGGCAACCAAUUCUUGCCGGGGGUGUCCUCGGCGUGCAUGCGUGCAUUCCCGUGCUUCCACAUUCAGAAUGCCGUAGACCAGAAGGGUCCAAUCCAAUUCUUGUGCUACGAUGUGGGCACGGAGUGCAGCGAUAAAGGUCAGUAUCUCAAAACAUGCUGCCCAGUUUUGCUGCUCGCCUUCGCGGACGGCCCAGCCUACUGGUUGACAGUGGUGCGCGGCCAACCUGGGGCACAGCAAGCAGGACCCAUGAAGUUCCUGACUGGAUCUUACCGCGCAGGCUUCCGCUGGUGGGAGGCAGGGCGUCUCAGCAAAAGCAUGAUCAUCGCCUCCAUCGUUACGGCGUCACCCACGAGCUACUGCCCCCUCCAGCAGCUCAUGCUCUGCCUAUUUGUGACCGUUGCUUUCGGCUUCUGGCACUGCUUCAACACCCCGUACCAGCAUCCAUGGCUCAACGCCGCCGAGGCAGGCUCGCUCUUGACGCUCAGCGGAGGCAUGGUCCUCUCGGGGCUGCUGGCAGGUGGCGGAUGGACUCUCACCCCCAGCUUCGCGAGCAACAUCGUGAUCGCCAUCGCAGGAAUGCUGAUCUUCUGCUCCGUCGGGCUGGCGGGCCUCUGGGCGCAGUUCAAGUUCUUCUGGACGGAGGACUCCGGCGAAGAGCUGCUCGCGGAGGACUCGUGA
Prorocentrum cordatum is the source of this 1161-nucleotide messenger RNA. The record is from the annotation of a GenBank genome assembly. Lineage: Eukaryota; Dinophyceae; Prorocentrales; Prorocentraceae.